Molecule: messenger RNA, 2697 nt
Organism: Vigna unguiculata (cowpea)
Lineage: Eukaryota; Viridiplantae; Streptophyta; Magnoliopsida; Fabales; Fabaceae
Source: RefSeq, a predicted model, not a curated record
AACAGAAACCCAACGCCCUCUCUCAAUUUCUCUGCAAUUCAACUCUCUUCCCAUUUGUCUUUCUCUCAAACCUUGCUGCCAUCUCACAACCUCUUGGUUCUUGAUCAGGUUCUGGAGAAGUAACCACGCCUGAGCCUCCUACUGCCUCCACUCUUAGCCUCCCUUUUUCUAGGUUAAGCUAAGGAAUUCUGCUCCUCCUCUCUUAAGUUGCCUUCACUCAAGUAUUCACCCAAAAAUAGAGCUAUGGCACCUAGGCCUCCUCCUCCUCCUGUUCCAAACCCAGAUAAUCCUCAUUUGGUGGGAGCAAUUGAGGCGAUGAUUGCAGCCAUGCAGCAGCAGAAUGCUAACAUGGUGAAUCAAUAAAACCUAUCCUUGCAACAGAUGGAGUCUACAAGACUAGCAACAGAGGCAACUCAGCAGAGGCACUUGGAAGCCCUGCAUCAGAUUGGAGAAAACCGCUCAGCGGCUGGUUCUUCCCAAGCUUCACUACCACGAGUGCAAGAGUGGAGUUUGGAGGAUUUCCUACAACACCAUCCAUCCCGCUUUGAUGGCAAAGUUAGCCUGGAUGGAGCUGAUCAGUGGAUGCGGGACAUGGAACGAAUCUAUGAUGCAAAGAGAUGUCCUACAGAGAACAGGCUGGCAUACACUGAGUAUCUUCUUACUGGAGAGGUCGUGCAUUGGUGGUCCAACAUGAAGAUGAUGUUGGAAGACAGCCAAGAGACCAUCACCUGGGAACUGUUUAAGAAGAAGUUCUAUGCAGAGUACUUCCCAGAUAGUGGAGAUAUGCAAAGGAGGUCGAGUUCUUGCAGCUGAUGCAAGGAGACAUGUCAGUGUCGGAGUACGCUGAAAAGUUUAAACACUUGGGCAGAUUUCACACCCUGAAGAUGGUAGAGGACUGAUAGUGUAGAAAGUUUGAGAAUGGGUUGAGGGGUGACCUCAAGCUCAAGGUGGCUCCGCUCUCUAUCAAGGAAUUCCCUACCCUGGUAGAGAAGGCAAGAGUAAUGGAGAAGCUUAAGGCUGGAGUUGAAGCUCAGCAAAGGUCUCAACAGAAGGUGGGAGGACCAUCUGGGUCCACGAGCAAACAUGACGACAGGAGGAAGCUGUACUCUAGGCCUCAGUCUCAAGGGCCCAAGAGGUUCUUACAUCAGCCUCAGCAAUCCUAGCCUUCUAGGCCACAGUGCUUUUACUGCAGGGGGCCCCAUCUGAGGAGCGCCUGCCCCCAGUUAUCUGGCAGGAGGACAUGCCAUAGAUGCGGCCAGAAGGGCCACUUCAUCAAGGACUAUCCAGUUUAUAGGAACACAGUGGCGAGGCCUUCAUCACAGCCUCAGCCACAUCAGACGAGGGGAGGUGCGAGACCACAGGCGGUUGGUCGAGUGUAUGCUGUGACGGGUGUCGAGGCAGGUAGAUCAGGUAACCUCAUCAUCGGGUAUUGUGUGAUAGCUGGUAGGAGCUUACAUGUUCUGUUUGAUUCAGGAGCGACACAUUCCUUUGUGUUAGAAUCUAGAGUGGUGGAGUUGGGUCUUCCGAUGAAGGACCUCCAGUAUGACCUGGUGGUGUCCACACCUGCUUCUGGGUUAGUCAGAACCUCGACCGUGUGUGCUAGGUGUAAGAUUGAGGUUGAGGGGCGCAAGUACAGGGUAAACCUCAUAUGUUUACCCUUGGUGGGGCUAGAUGUCAUAUUGGGGAUGGAUUGGCUAUCUGCCAAUCACAUUCUCAUUAACUACAACGAGAAAAAGGUGUUGUUUCCCAGCUUGGAAGAUGAAGACCUGUUGAUGUCCUCACAGCAGGUGGACAAGGCGAUGAAGGAAGGGUCUCAAUGCUUCUUGAUUCUGACCCAACUGUCCGUUGAGACUGAAAGUGGACCCUUGGAGACACCUGUAGUAGGGGACUUCUCAUAUGUGUUUCCUGAGGACGUGCCUGGCUUACCCCCUACUAGGGAGAUUGAGUUCUCCAUUGACCUGGUGCCGGGAGCAGGGCCAAUGUCUAUAACACCCUACAGAAUGGCUCCUGCUGAGCUAGUGAAGUUGAAGAAACAGAUUGAAGAGUUGCUAGAAAAACAGUUUAUCAGACCUAGUGUAUCGCCAUGGGGAGCGCUAGUGUUGCUGGUUAAAAAGAAAGACGGCAGUUCUAGACUCUGUGUGGAUUACAGGCAACUGAAUAAGCUAACCAUCAAGAAUAAGUACCUCUGCCAAGAAUUGACGACUUGAUGGAUCAGUUGCACGGUGCUGCAUUGUUCUCCAAGAUUGAUCUGAGAUCAGAAUACCAUCAGAUUCGAGUCAAGUCUGAUGAUGUGCAGAAGACCGCUUUCAGGUCUAGGUACGGGCACUACGAUUAUGUAGUGAUGCUGUUUGGUGUGACUAAUGCCCCCGCCUUGUUCAUGGACUACAUGAACAAAAUCUUCAGGCCAUUCCUGGAUAAGUUCGUGGUGGUUUUCAUAGAUGACAUCUUGAUUUACUCACGGACUCAAGAAGGACAUGCAGAGCAUCUGAAAACAAUUCUGAGCAUACUAAGAGAGAAGCAGUUGUAUGCAAAGCGGUCAAAAUGUGAAUUCUGGAUGACUUCAAUUCAGUUCUUGGGGCACAUGAUCUUGGCUCAGGACAUAUCAGUGGAUCCAUCUAAAGUGGAAAUUGUGCUAAAAUGGGAACACCCUAAGUUAGUGACUAAAAUAAGGAGCUUUGUGGGGCUGGCAAGUUACUA